Messenger RNA from Lactuca sativa (garden lettuce), 1143 nucleotides. It is a transcript of the gene NPQ7, whose product is annotated as antigen receptor-like protein (DUF565). Lineage: Eukaryota; Viridiplantae; Streptophyta; Magnoliopsida; Asterales; Asteraceae. The record is from RefSeq and is a predicted model, not a curated record.
AGAUCCUAUACAUGAUAAAUUCACAUUUUUAGCCCUCUAUAUUCGUAUAUUGGCAACUUCCAACCUUGUUUUAAUUUCUUUAUUGCAUUCUAACGGAGUUGCCUUUGCAGAACCCAAUGAAAUCGUGUGUGCUCCCACCGUUAUCAUCGUAUGAGCCUGUCGAUUUUUGCAACUCCAUGUGAGUUCUCAUGUAAUUUGCUCCGGUAAUCUUCGAAAUGCUUUGUAUCAUUGCAUUAUCAGUUCAUAUUGUCUGUCAUUAGGCUCUAUUUCGACCUCAAGCUGUUUCCUCAUACGUAAACCCUAAUUAUCCUGCCCAUUCUCUUUGUUGGCUUGCGGAUUGAAAUCAUAACGUUUUCUGAGUUGUUUUAAUUUGACUUCAAUUUUCGAAACCCCUCAUCGAUCGACACUUGAAUCGAUACUCGAUAUCUUGUUUCGACAGUCGAUGGCUUGUGGAAUUCACAUUUUAGCGCUGAAGUACUAUUCCUUCUCGGCAAUUGUUAAUGAAACCAAUGAACGUGCCAUCGCUAAGGAAAAUCCUGAUUCAGUGCUUCACUGGAGAGACAAACAUAGCUUUGUUUCACCAUUCCGUAACCAAAGUUUCCGAAAAAGACAACGUACUUUGGAGAUGACUUUUGCUCUAAACACUGGUGGUUUACCUACCAAUGGUGACCAAGAAAGCAUCAAUGGUGAAAGCCCAACGGGCCUGGGCCAAACAAGAUUGGGCCGAUUAGUGAGUGCAAGUGGGAGACAACUAUUGGAUAAACUAAACUCAGCUAGAAAGAAUUUCCCAAUGAAGGUAUUUCUUUUACUCCUUGGUUUCUACACUGCAAAUGCAUUAGCUACAAUCCUAGGGCAAACUGGGGAUUGGGAUGUUUUAGUUGCAGGUGUUGUGGUGGCUGCAAUUGAGGGAAUUGGUAUGUUGAUGUAUAAAAAGUCAAAUAGUAAGAGGUUUGAGUCUUUGAUAGUCAUGGUGAACUAUUGGAAAGCUGGUGUUUGUUUAGGUCUCUUUGUAGAUGCUUUUAAAUUAGGUAGUUAAUUUUUUUUACUAUAUUGUUUGCUUUAGAGAGUUGGAGUAAUUAUAUUCUACCUCUAAAUUCCUUUUUGACUAUUGAGAGAUAUUGAUAAUAAGUGUUUUACCGAUUA